Messenger RNA from Chelonoidis abingdonii (Abingdon island giant tortoise), 2264 nucleotides. RefSeq names its product phosphatidylethanolamine N-methyltransferase (gene PEMT). The record is from RefSeq and is a predicted model, not a curated record. Gene Ontology annotation, molecular function: phosphatidylethanolamine N-methyltransferase activity. Gene Ontology annotation, biological process: phosphatidylcholine biosynthetic process. NCBI's taxonomy places the organism in Eukaryota, Metazoa, Chordata, Testudines, Testudinidae.
UAGCGCUGGGGGAAGGGCUGUUACAGGUGAUCAGGGGGUGAGGACGUCUAGAGGUCCCACUGAAUGCCCCUCACCGCCAGCCUGGGGAUGGCUUGUGUCCAUACAGGUUAUAAAAUGCUCAGGGGCUGGUCAGUUUAGGAGAUAAGCUGAACUUUGAAUGCUGGCACGUGGUGCUUUGCCAUCCCACUUGGACUGCUGUGGAGGACUGAGUAAUUUGGAUUAUAGCAAGGUUGAUUCCUCAGCCAUGACACUGCUGCUCAGCUAUGUCAAACUGACCGAUUCCACCUUUGCUGCUGCUGUCCUUUGCAUUGCUUUUAACCCACUUUUCUGGAACGUGGUAGCAAGAUGGGAACACAAAACCCGAGUUCUCAGUAGAGUCUGUGGCUCUCCAUAUACUGCGUGUUACUGCCUGGGCGCUGUCAUCCUGCUGCUUAACUUUAUACGAAGCCAUUGGAUGUCAGCAUUCAGGCUGGCCAAAAUGAAUGCCGAUAUGUUUUUCCUAGGACUUGGCUUGCUUUUGAAGAAAGGUAUUCAAGGCGAUUACUUUGGCAUCCUGAAGGAGGAGAAAGUGACAAGCUUCCCAUUUAACGUAAUGGACAAUCCCAUGUACUGGGGCAGCACUGCCUGCUACCUCGGCUGGUCCAUCAUGCAUGCGAGCCCAGCUGGCCUUUUACUGACAGCGGUAGUAGCGGUUUCUUAUAUGAUUGCAAUGCUGUACGAGGGACCCUUCACAGAAGAAAUCUAUCAGCAGAAACAGAAGGUGGCAAAGAAGAAAUAGCAGCAGCAGGUGUGUUUGCAGAGUACUGAGGAGAGCUUAAGAGCUGGGUGAUUUCAAUAAGGGGAGUCAGUCUGCUGGGCCAUCCACCUGCGCGAGAUAAUUUCACGGGAUAAGAGAACUCAGCCUGACUUCUAAUUUUGCCCUUCCCCGAGCUUUGCAGUCGCUGACUCUUUCUAAUCCUUCUCUCUAGUUCUGAAGAGAUUUUGAACUUCAAACCCCCACAAAACCCAGCUAGGAGAGUUUCUUCACAAUGAGUUUUGUUCCUGCUUCCUAGUUGGUUCCAAACCAGCCAAGGCAAAAGUAUUUUGAUUAUAGGCCUGAACGUGAAAGAAAGGAAAAACCAGCAGGUAACUUGAAAUUAAACAUUUAACCUCUAUAAAGCCGCAAAAAAACCCCAGCUACUGCGUGAGGCUGAGGUUCAAACGUAACAGGUGCGAUUGUGCAAAAGUGCACCCACGCUCUGUGAGCCUGCAUCGUGGACAUGCAAACCAGGUAAAGCCAUGCCUGACUGCCCCAUUGCAAGUGGAGAUCAGGUCAUUCCAGACACACAUUUGCACGUGCUUGUGUUAUGAAAAUUUAGCCCAAGUGGCCUGAUUUUUAGACUUGCAUGUGUAAAGGCCUAUGCAAAAAGGCUUGGGCAAGUACCUGGCUGGUCUGCAUAUACAGUUACUGCCACUGCACCUUUUGCUAGUCUUAAAUUCACCAAAAUUUGGCCAAGAUUUUCCAAAAGUGACUAGUGAUUUUGAAGGCCACAAUUUUUGGAUGGCUAGAAGGAGACAUCUUUAAAGGACUAAUGGUCAGGAAGUGCUGAGUGGCCAUCGGGCCCCGUCAGAGUACCUCAAGUUGGGCAUUCAAAAUCACUAGUCACUUUUGCCAGUCUUGGCCAAAGUCCCCUUAAGCUUCCAGCCUACUCUCCAGCAUCAAUGCGCAUCAGAUUAGACCUGCCACUGGUCCUACAAAGCAUGCCUCAUCACAGCCAAAAGGAACCAUGCAAGAAACGCUUCUCCAAAGAAUUCUCUUUUUCACUUGCAAACAGCAGAAGUCAGAGAAUCUCAGGAUCUUGGUGUGGAUCUGAGACAUGCUCAGAUGAUGGUGACAUAAGUCUUUUUUUUUAUUUUUGUGUCUCUCUUUUUGUGAGACAGUUUCUCGGGCUGCUCCACACACGGCAUGGUUUGCUGGUCCUCUGGAUGUGUGAUUUGCCCAUUUUCCCUUUGAAAUGUCUCUUGCUAAUUAGACAAACAAACCCCAUCCUGCCAAUGAAUGCUACCACAGCAGUUGUAACAAUCAGAGAAACAACCAGAAUAAAAGUACUCGCAGGAGCCUAGGAGUUCUCUAUGGCUCAGUCUACCCUUUGUCUCCUCCUGUUGCCCUGGCUCACAAAAGCUGAAGCCCGGACACACAAAGAAAGUAACAAAGAAGAAGGAGAUUAGCUCAGAGGACUAUCAUGCAACACCUCAACCUUUCUCCCACCCAUCUUGGGAGGAAG